Didymosphaeria variabile is the source of this 2613-nucleotide messenger RNA. It is a transcript of the gene GPH1, whose product is annotated as Non-essential glycogen phosphorylase. Lineage: Eukaryota; Fungi; Ascomycota; Dothideomycetes; Pleosporales; Didymosphaeriaceae. The coding region runs from base 1 to 2613 and encodes 870 amino acids. Gene Ontology annotation, biological process: glycogen catabolic process. Gene Ontology annotation, molecular function: glycogen phosphorylase activity; pyridoxal phosphate binding. Gene Ontology annotation, cellular component: cytoplasm. The transcript is spliced from 8 exons. The record is from RefSeq and is a predicted model, not a curated record.
AUGGCUACCACUACGAACUCAGCGCAGCCGCGCGAGCGCCGCCCCUCGACCAGCGCACCGCUGUCGGAUUUCAAAGGCCCUGUUGGCCCCGAGGGCUUCACGCGCCCCAAGCACAAGAGAACCGUCACUGGGUUUGGGCCCGGUGAGAUCAAGAGCGUUGAGGCGAGCAUUCCGGAGCCGCAGAGAGCUGCGUGGAGGAAAUUCACGCCCAAGGGGUUUACGACGUCCGAGGACUUCGAAAAGGAGGCUGUGAGACACAUCGAGACAACGCUUGCGCGGUCGCUAUACAACUGCGAUGAAGUCGCCGCGUAUGGGGGCACCGCGCUGGCGUUCAGAGACCGAUUGAUCCUCGACUGGAACAAGACGCAGCAGACUCAGACAUUUACCGACCAGAAGCGCGUCUACUAUCUCUCGCUUGAAUUUUUGAUGGGCCGCGCGCUGGACAAUGCUAUGCUUAAUGUUGGUCAGAAGGACUCCGCUACUAAGGGUCUCGACGACCUUGGUUUCCGCAUGGAGGACAUUAUCUCCCAAGAGCACGAUGCUGCGCUCGGAAACGGUGGCCUUGGGCGUCUCGCUGCAUGCUUCCUUGACUCGAUGGCCUCGCUCAACUAUCCAGCCUGGGGCUACGGUCUCCGCUACAGAUAUGGUAUUUUCAAGCAGGAGAUUAUUGAUGGAUACCAGGUAGAGGUACCUGACUACUGGCUCGACUUCAAUCCAUGGGAGUUUGCGCGUCACGAUAUCACCGUGGAUGUGCAGUUCUAUGGACACGUGAACCGUUGGCAGGAUGAUGAGGGCAAGCAGCACACCUCGUGGGAGGGCGGCGAGACUGUUCUAGCUGUCGCUUUUGAUGUGCCAGUGCCGGGCUACGAGACCCCGACAUGCAACAACCUCCGUCUUUGGGGCAGCAAGGCCGCUAGUGGAGAGUUUGACUUCCAAAAGUUCAACUCCGGCGAGUACGAGGCUUCAGUUGCGGAUCAGCAGCGCGCAGAAACCAUCUCAGCUGUCCUGUACCCGAACGAUAACUUAGAGCGUGGUAAGGAGCUCCGUCUUAAGCAGCAGUACUUCUGGUGCGCUGCAUCCUUGUACGACAUUGUCCGUCGAUUCAAGAAGACGAAGCGCUCGUGGAAAGAGUUCCCGAACCAGGUCGCCAUCCAGCUGAACGACACCCACCCAACGCUCGCUAUCCCCGAACUGCAGCGUAUACUUGUGGACCUAGAGGGUCUUGAGUGGGAUGAUGCUUGGAACAUCGUUAGCAAGACAUUCGGCUACACUAACCACACUGUGCUACCGGAGGCUUUGGAGAAGUGGUCGGUACCGCUCAUGCAGCAUCUUCUUCCUAGACACCUUCAGAUCAUCUACGACAUCAAUUUGAAUUUCCUGCAGUACGUGGAGCGCAACUUUCCCAAGGACCGCGAAAUGCUGGGACGGGUGUCGAUUAUCGAAGAGUCCAAUCCUAAGAUGGUUCGCAUGGCCUACCUUGCGCUGAUCGGUUCGCACAAGGUCAACGGUGUAGCUGAACUUCACUCCGACCUGAUCAAGACAACAAUUUUCAAGGACUUCGUGAAGAUUUACGGACCUGACAAGUUUACCAAUGUAACAAACGCCUCGAAGCUUGGUGGACACGACUUCUUGAAGGACCUCACUUUGCUGAGCAAGCUCGAGGCUUUCGUUGAUGACAAGGAGUUUCGAAAAGAGUUCCGUGAGAUAAAAUAUGCGAACAAGGUUAGGCUCGCGAAGCACAUCAAAGAGCACAACGGCGUCACUGUAAACCCGGCUGCACUCUUCGACGUUCAAGUCAAGCGUAUUCACGAGUACAAGCGCCAGCAGCUCAACAUCUUCGGUGUCAUCCACAGGUACCUGCAGAUCAAGAGCUUGUCUGCGGAAGAUAGGAAGAAGCUCGCUCCUCGUGUGUCCAUCUUUGGUGGCAAGGCCGCGCCCGGAUACUGGAUGGCCAAGACCGUCAUUCAUCUCAUCAACAAGGUUGGCGAUGUCGUCAACAACGACCCUGAUGUUGGCGACCUGCUGAAGGUCAUCUUCUUGGAGGACUAUAACGUCAGCAAGGCUGAGAUCAUCACUCCCGCCAGCGACAUCUCCGAGCACAUCUCUACGGCCGGUACCGAAGCCUCGGGCACGAGCAACAUGAAGUUCUGCUUGAACGGCGGCUUGAUCAUCGGUACCUGCGAUGGUGCUAACAUCGAGAUCACACGCGAGAUCGGCGAGGAGAAUAUCUUCCUCUUCGGCAACCUAGCUGAGGAUGUCGAGGAUCUGCGCCACGGGCAUCUCUACAACCACUACGAGCUCGAACCCAAGCUCGCCAAGGUCUUCGACGAGAUCCACAAAGGACGCUUCGGCGAUGCCGGUGCCUUCAGCGCGUUGCUCAAUGGCAUUGUCGAGCAUGGCGACUACUACCUCGUUUCUGACGAUUUUGCAUCAUACGCGCAGACCCAAGAAUUGAUCGACGAGGCAUACAAAGACACAGAGGCGUGGACGACUAAGGCCAUUCUGACGGUGGCGCGUAUGGGCUUCUUCUCUAGUGACAGGUGUAUUGAUGAGUAUGCGGAAAGCAUUUGGAACAUUGAGCCGUUGGUGCAGAAGAAGGAUGAUGAGGCGUAG